Molecule: messenger RNA, 1245 nt
Organism: Porites evermanni
Lineage: Eukaryota; Metazoa; Cnidaria; Anthozoa; Scleractinia; Poritidae
Source: the annotation of a GenBank genome assembly
CAAACCAUGAAUCAGUCAUGCAUUCAUUCUUAUUUUGUUUCUUGCCGUGAAGCUGAUUCACCUGAAUCGAAGGUUUCCAACGAGGGCGACAAAAACCUCGGAGGUUAUCGCCGCUUGUCGUUCAUCUGUUCGUUCUCCUGUUCAUGAGUGUUAACUCAAUAACUUAAACCUUAAAAGAUUUUCCUAUAUUACAAAGUACUCUUUAAGGAGCGAUUUGAGUACACGGCCACUUUCAUUACUGAUAAUAAUGAUGAACAAGAUGGCAGAAGGUUAUCAGCAAAAUUCAAGAUGGCAAAGAAACGGCGGAAAGCGAUUUGUUCAAAACGAAGUCGCACCUUAUCUUAGCAACGACAUCUUGGAUUUAGGCUGUGGUACUGGCGAGCUGUCUGCUUACCUUGCCGAACUUGUAGGGCCGAAAGGUAGAGUUUUAGCAGUCGACCCUGACAAAGAGCGCAUUCGAGUGGCUCAAGAAUCGCACAAAGAAAUAGAAAACCUCACGUUUGCUGAAGGAAGCACCUCCAGCUUUCCCGGCUUGGGUUUGGAGACUUACAAUGUUAUCUUCUCAAAUUUUGUUCUUCACUGGGUAAAGAACAUAGAGGAAAAGGAAAAAGCCUUCCAAAACAUGUUUAGAAGCUUGAAACCGACGGGAAAAAUUUUUUUGCGAUAUGGUGAUCGGUUGCCCAUUACCUUCGACCGCGUCUUUCGCGAGCUCAACCCAGAAAAUAUGGAUCGUUUACUAAACCUGUUCGAACAUGAAACAAGACCGGUCAUUGAAAAAUUAUGUGAGGCCAAUGGAUUCCGCAUUCUGAAAAGUUUUGACGAGAAGCACGAUGAUCUCGUGUUUGAAAAUGGCGAAGGUCUGCGUUUGUUUUUCUGGGCGACUACAAACGGUGUAUUUGAUCCACAGUUGGUUACUGAAGAACGACUGGAAAAGUUUUGCGCUCGGUAUUCAAGUGGAGAAAAUGGCAGAAUCAAGUUGCAUUUUGAAGAGAACGAUACGUUCAGUGUUUUAGUGGCUGAGAAACCAGCAGAUUAAUAAUGAGCUUGCAAAAAAAGAAGCCGAAGAGGACGGCCGCUUGAAACCUGGUGUGACAAGCGUGACAAUAAUAUUGGGAUGUCUAGAAUUAAUAAGAAAACGAAAACCUAGAAAUGCGCAGCUUUCUUUAUAUUCGCAUUUACUCUCAACCGCUUAAAGUGCCCAUCACCUAAAAUUUUUUAUUUUCUUAUCUAAAGCUGCACCUUUCU